AUGGCGGACGCUUACCAACCGCAGUCCAAUGGAGACUCUCAGUCGAAGCCACUCUUGGAAUUGUAUGUCAAAGCAUCUGGAAUAGAUGCCAGACGUAUUGGAGCCGAUUUGUUCUGUCAGGAAUUUUGGAUGGAGUUGUAUGCUCUCUACGAGAUUGGAGUUGCUAGAGUUGAGGUCAAAACGGUGAAUGUGAAUUCAGAAGCGUUCAAGAAAAAUUUCUUGGGAGCUCAGCCACCGAUCAUGAUUGAAGAAGAAAAGGAAGUCACUUACACUGACAACCGAGAAAUCGAAGGAAGAAUCUUCCAUCUUGCCAAGGAAUUCAACGUUCCUCUCUUCGAGAAGGAUCCGUCUGUUGAGAAAAGAAUAGAGAAUCUGUACAGAGUGAGUUGAAGGAUAGAAUCUUAUGGGGCUAUUCAGCGUAUGUUUGUUUUCCGUUUUUUUUUCGUUUUUUUACGUCAAAAAAUCCAAUUCAGCGAUGUAAAAAAACGAAAAAAACGGAAAACAAACAUACGCUGAAUAGCCCCAUUAGAAAUUAUGCAUAACUAUUGCGUUUUCAGAACUUCAAGCUUUUCCUCAGAGCCAAAGUGGAGUUCGACAAAGGAAAGAAGGUGCCUUCCGCAGUGGAAGAGUUGCCACCACAGAUCAAAGUUCAUUACAACCGCGUGUGUGAACAACUUUCGAACAUUGACCAGGUUUGCCAUUGAUUUCAUAAAGCAGGUGAUUUCGAAUUGAAAUUUCAGUUGCUUGCUGAGCGGAAGUCCCGCUAUCUGCUGGGUAAUAGCAUGACAGAGUACGAUUGCGAACUUAUGCCACGGCUCCAUCACAUCCGCAUUAUUGGGCUGUCACUUCUUGGAUUUGAUAUCCCUCACAAUUUCACUCACUUGUGGAAUUACGUUCUAACCGCUUAUCGGACUGCUGCAUUCAUCGAGAGCUGCCCCGCUGAUCAAGAUAUCAUUCAUCAUUACAAAGUGAUAAUACUUUCAAAACAUGAUGAAAAUUAACUGAAUAAAUUUCAGGAGCAAUUGAGUUUGUUCACAAAUCAGCGUGAGACUCUUCAAUCGCCGACGAAGACCCACACGAUCCCGGAAAAGGUUCUUUCCGAUAUCCGUAUCAAAGGGCUCGCACCAGACGUAAAUGUGCACUAA
Caenorhabditis sp. 36 PRJEB53466 is the source of this 1145-nucleotide messenger RNA. The record is from the annotation of a GenBank genome assembly. NCBI's taxonomy places the organism in Eukaryota, Metazoa, Nematoda, Chromadorea, Rhabditida, Rhabditidae.